UGGAUGGCACAGGCAUUGUUUCAAAAGUUUAAACCAAUUUUACUGUGAUUUGUUUAUGACAGCUUUCGUGAACUAUACACUGAUACAGUCGAGCCAUGAUCGCUGAAGUCAUCCUUCUCAUUGUCACCCUGGUGCUUCUUCACCAUCUCUUUCAUCGUUACACCGAGCCCUCCAACCUACCCCCUGGGCCACGCCCUUACCCACUUAUUGGAAACCUCCCGCUGCUGAUUGGCUCAUUCUCCUCACUCCACGCCAAGCUCACUGAGCUCGCGAAAACAUACGGCAGCGUCUACAUUCUCUACCUCAACGGUCAGCGAUCUGUCGUCGUCUGCUCGGCUAAGGCAGCGCGCGAGGGACUGGUAGAGAGGAAAGACGCAUUUUCUGGUCGCCCUUAUAGCUUUUCAUUGGAUUACAUAAACAAAGGAAGUAAAAACAUUGGCUUUCUGGAUUACUGUCCCUCAUUUUUGCUUAAAAAACGAGUUGUACAGUCAUCCAUGCGUCAGUACUACCCCCAAGUUGAGGACAAAGUCAACCAUCAGUUGGAUGACGUACUGGCGAGGAUAAAAGCGCUUGACGGAACCGCCUUUGAUCCACACCACUUACUAUCACUGGUAACGCUGAAUCUUGUGACCUCGAUAGUAUUUGGGACCAAUUAGGCAUUUAACGAUCCAGACUUUCUUUGUCUGGUUCAAAUAAUAGAUGAUUUCAAUCAAGGUUUUGGAGCCUCGAACAUUAUAGACAUAUUUCCUUUUCUGUUUCAUCUGCCAAUCAGUGCAUCCAAGAAACUGAAAUCAAUUUCUGAGGCCCGCAACCAAUA
Nematostella vectensis (starlet sea anemone) is the source of this 817-nucleotide messenger RNA. Its product is annotated as cytochrome P450 2F5-like. Bases 96 to 656 code for a protein of 186 amino acids. Gene Ontology annotation, molecular function: heme binding; steroid 17-alpha-monooxygenase activity; iron ion binding. The record is from RefSeq and is a predicted model, not a curated record. NCBI's taxonomy places the organism in Eukaryota, Metazoa, Cnidaria, Anthozoa, Actiniaria, Edwardsiidae. The transcript has a single exon. Gene Ontology annotation, biological process: progesterone metabolic process; hormone biosynthetic process.